UGACUCAAUCUUGUUACAUCUUCAAUUUCAGAAAUUUAAUUUUUAAUAUUAGGGUUAGGGUGAAUUUUCAAUCUCUUGAUUUUCCUGGUAAUAGUUUCGAUUGUAGUGUUAUUUUUAUGAAUAGGGUUGUGGUUUACUUCAACUGGUUCUUAUAAUGAUUCCUGAUGAUGAUGGUGUGGUAGUGGUGAUGAAGCAGAAGUUGGUCGCAUUGCUUAUCAGUUCUGUUUGUUUUUUUUUACUUUGAUUUUUUUUUUUUACUUUGAUUUGGUGUUCGUUGAUUUGAUGGAAUUGUAAUGAGAACUGUCUUUGAUAUCAAGAGACUUAUCAGAAGAAGGUUUGAUGAUAAAGAGGUACAUAGAGAUAUGAAACUCUUACCAUACAAGAUUGUCAACAAGGAAGGAAAGCCAUAUGUUGAGGUUAAACUUAAGGAUGGGGAGACUAAGGUUUUCAGUCCUGAGGAAAUUAGUGUUAUGAUUCUGACCAAGAUGAAGGAAACCGCUGAAGCAUUCUUAGAAUGCUGUCAUUACUGCUCCUGGAAUGAUUAAGAACCAAAUCAAAUUAAUUCAUGUUUGAUUCCACAAUUUAUUAUGUGGAUUUGGAAGAAUUUGAAAUUUUUUAUGUGGAUUUUUUAAAUGUAGCUGAAUCGUUGUCGUGUUCUUUGUUCUACAACAUACUUUAA
Molecule: messenger RNA, 679 nt
Organism: Papaver somniferum (opium poppy)
Lineage: Eukaryota; Viridiplantae; Streptophyta; Magnoliopsida; Ranunculales; Papaveraceae
Product: luminal-binding protein 4-like
Exons: 2
Coding region: 294-545 (83 amino acids)
Biological process (GO): cellular response to unfolded protein; protein refolding; endoplasmic reticulum unfolded protein response
Cellular component (GO): nucleus; membrane; endoplasmic reticulum chaperone complex
Molecular function (GO): heat shock protein binding; misfolded protein binding; ATP-dependent protein folding chaperone
Source: RefSeq, a predicted model, not a curated record